UGUUGAGGGGUGAUAGAGAGGGAGCGAGCCUUCGGUGGAACGGGCUGCUGGCGAACGGGCUGAGCUCUCCCCCAAGACACACCACGAGGCGCGAGGGGGGAAGCACAAGGGGUUUAUUUCUUUGGGCUGGCAAGGUUCCGUGACGGCAGAGCAUCGGCCGAACACCGGGCAGUCCGUCCGUGCGCUUGUGAGAGAGAGAGAGUGAGGAGCUUUGUGCUGCUGUGUGGCGAUGGGCACGCAUGAGGGAGAGGUUCCCAUGGGGAUGACGGAGGACGUGGGCGACACUCAGGCAGAGGCGGACAGGUGGAACAGCAAAGUUUGCCGGGCGGAGUUAUUUGACACACAUGCCGGGCGAGCACCACCGUGCUGAAACGUGUGCAUGGCAUACAUGUAUCGCGCUACCGCAGACCGCAGACAGCAGUAUUCCGGUGCCCGGAUGAUUGUCUGGGGACUUGAGACACACAAGCGGCUGCUAUUAAUGCAAGACUUCUUUUACCUCGGAGAUAUUUCUGUGGGGUGAGAGUUGAUUCAGUUUUUGUUUGGUUGAGAGACGGCGGGGCGGGGCUGUGUUAGUCUGCAUGAGAGCUGAAGAGUGCUACUGCUUGCUGUAUAUCUGUACAAUAUACAGCAAUAAAUCGGCGUACCGCUGUGCGG
This is a messenger RNA of Ectocarpus siliculosus, 654 nucleotides long. The record is from the annotation of a GenBank genome assembly. Lineage: Eukaryota; Phaeophyceae; Ectocarpales; Ectocarpaceae.